AUGACAACAACUGAACACAUUCGAAAUCCUUUGACUAAUCAUACAAUGCCUUCACAGUCAAAUGAUAUGCUCGGCUACGAAGUAUAUAAUGAUAGCUCCUCCCAUGUUACGUGUUCCGAGGGGGAGCCUUUAUUUCAUGAAGAGACGGGAAAGUACGAUCUGGACACCGUUUCUGUGUUUGUCGCAAAAUUAUACCAACUUCUUGAUUGCGAUGACUAUAAAGAGUACCUUACGUGGAACGAUACUGGAGAUGUGUUUGUGAUUUGUAAUAUGGAUGAAUUUGCUCAAAAUGUUUUGCCAAAAUAUUUUAAACAUUGCAAAUUCACAUCGUUCGUCCGACAACUUAACAUUUAUGGAUUUUAUCGAGUUUCGGAUGCUCGCAAAUCAAAACAUGUACGGAGCAAGAAUGCAUGUGUAUUUUCUCAUUCCCAAUUCAGACGUGGUCGACAAGAUCUAUUGCCAAAUAUACGUCGCAAAGUAUCAAAAACGCUCAGACGAAAAGCGCGUAACGCUGACUCUUCGUUAUCGCAAAGUCAUAUUGGUGAUGGAACAACGUCUAUGCAAACUAUUUAUGGUUCCAGCUCAAUGAAUAAGGGCGGUAAUAUAAACAAGGAUUUAAACGGAAAUAAUUCAUUAAAUAUCUAUUCAGAACAGAAGGAUUUUUUGCUUGUCUCUGAAAAGUCUGAUAGCGAUGCUGUUAUGCGUAAAAGAAUAUCUGAUUUAACAGCAACAACGGAAAAUUUACGAAAGGAUUUAAAGCAGAUGAAUAGCAUCGUAAAUGAUCGUUUGCUUCCGGAAGUUAGGAGUUUGACCGAAGGUUUACAAAAACAUCACACGCAUUUGAUAGCAUUGACACAAUUGGUUACUUGCGCUCUUCCAGAUGGUGUUCAAUUGUUACAUGAUGUAACAAGAGGAUACACAAGACAUAUGCCAUAUGAAAUACCGUCAAAGCGUAUGCGUUAUGAUGACAAGCCUACCGUCAAAACAGAACAGACACCCGUUCCAACGGUUCCUUCUUCAAGGGUUCCAUCAGCUUAUAAUUUAUUCACAUCAAAUUCUGCUAAUCCUAAUAACAAUAAUUUAAUGAAUGGCAAUAAUUCUUCACCGACCCUCCAAACAUCAUCGGUCACUCCAUCAACUCUUACAAUACCGUCUGAUUCGCAAUCCACGUUUAAUAACAUAACAGGAACAUCUAUAAUGGGAGAAUUUCAACAAAGUCCUCAUAAUACACAACAAAAUCUUGCAGGGUAUAACGAAUCGUGGAAUAAUGCCACGUCCGUGAUGAUAUCAGAUCCCGUCAACACCGUUCAAAGUUCCAAUAUUUCUUAUAACAUAUUCCCAACAUCGACCACCUCACAAUCUCCAAUAUUAUACUCACCUUCCUCGAAUCAACAACAUUCCCCACCACUUUCACAUCACUCACAAGUACCCUCUCGAUCCUCUUCGAUAGUAACAUUGAGUCCCGAAUAUGUUGAUAACUCAGCAAAUUCGAAUGAUAUACUCAACAAUGCUCCUUCUGUAACAAGUCCAACCCAAAUGAACGCGAGUGGUGCGAAUAGUCCGGUUAACCGAGGAGAUGUUGUUGCACAUUCCCCGACCUCAAGUUCUUCAUCUCCAAUAUCCACGACCACUUCAAAUAAUUUAAAUUAUUACACUAAUCCCAUCAUGCACAUGGAUAU
Funneliformis geosporum is the source of this 1679-nucleotide messenger RNA. NCBI's taxonomy places the organism in Eukaryota, Fungi, Glomeromycota, Glomeromycetes, Glomerales, Glomeraceae. The record is from the annotation of a GenBank genome assembly.